CAUUUUGGUGUAAAUUCAAUUAAAAUGUUGUUACUUGAAAAAAAGUAAUGGCUGCUCCUCUAGAAAUUGAUGCGCGCGCGCUCAGUGUUCCAUGUUUCUAAACAUGGCAGGUCGCAGUGGUUUCGACGAUGGAAAUCCUAGGGACUUCGGCGGAGGCCGAAGAACAGCGGGCGGGCGCCCGCUUCCCACCGAGCCACCAUACAAGGCAUACGUCGGAAACUUACCCGGUGAUAUCAUUCAAGGAGAUAUUAACAGAAUUUUUCCCAAUCUAUCCAUUAAAAAUGUGCGAUUGGUGAUGGACAAAGAAACAGACAGAUUCAAAGGGUUCUGCUAUGUAGAAUUUGAAUAUCUUGAUGACUUGAUCAAAGCCAUUGAAAUGAACGGUCUUCUCAAUGUGGACGGAAAUUACAUAAAAAUUGAUGUGGCAGAAGAAAAACGGAAUGACCGAGGGGGCGGUUUCGACCGCGGGCGGCGGGACGGCGGCCGCGGACGCGACGGUGGCGGCGGCGGCCGGGACGGGUUCCGCCGGGACGGCGGCGGCGGCGGCGGCCGCGGUACGUACGACCACUUCGACGCCGAGCGCCGCCCGCCCCGCCACCAGGGUGGAGGGUUCCCUCAUGAUCGCGAGCGCGGCGGAGGCGGCGGCGGCGGCAACGAGCGGUGGGGCGGCGACGUGCGCGCCGAGUCGCGCGGCUCGCGCGGGCCCAGCGAGGAGCCGCGCGCGCCCGCGCAGGACUGGGGCCGCAUGGGCGCGCGCCCCGCGCCCGCCGGCCGCCCCGGCCCCGGCCCCGGCGGCGUCGGCGGCGUCGGCGCCCCGGGAGCCCCGCCCCGGCGCAACUUCGACGACAUGCCCAACUCCCGCCCGGAUACAACCGGCAGACCAAAGCUGAAGCUGCAGCCGCGAACGGUGACGGAGCCGGUGAACUCGCUGGCGUCCACGUCGCAGGCGUCGUCCAUCUUCGGCGGCGCGCGCCCCAGGGAGGAGCGGCUCAAGGAGCUCUCCAACGAGUAACGUGUGUCUGUGUCCCCUCGAUGUCUGCCCGUACUCGUACCGAUGUCUUGUCUGUGGUGCGCCCCCACUCAGUGCCCAGAUAUGAACUGGAAGGCUUUCGUUAGUUUACGAGGUUGUAAAUCAUUUUUAUCAUAUAUUUUGUUAGCUUUAUUAUCUAUCAUUAAUGAGCUUAUAUUAGACCCCGCGCUCAUUUUAGAGCGCGCGUCCGAUGUCAUUCGCAGUAUUUAAAUUGCUAGUGCCGAAUGUCUAUUAAAUUCUCCGGGCUUGUUUGUACGAUAAACUAUGGCUUGCAUAAUAUUUUUUUUUUAUUUGAAGAAAAACUUCUCGUUCGUUUGUUAACUAAUUGAUUUAGUUAUAUUAUGUAAUUAAUACAUAUUCGUUUCUCAAAUGUGGCGAUCUGCAUCGUUGUGGAUUCACUGUUGUACUUGUUUAUCCAUUCGAUUGUUUAGUCUGUUAGGUCACGAAAAUUUAAUCACGGAAUGAGUAAUUAUGAAAAUAGUUUAAGAGCUGAUGUAAUUACGGAUUCAUUAAUAAAAUUAACUUCCACGUA
Cydia fagiglandana is the source of this 1562-nucleotide messenger RNA. RefSeq names its product eukaryotic translation initiation factor 4H-like (gene eIF4H1). NCBI's taxonomy places the organism in Eukaryota, Metazoa, Arthropoda, Insecta, Lepidoptera, Tortricidae. The record is from RefSeq and is a predicted model, not a curated record. Gene Ontology annotation, molecular function: RNA binding. The transcript is spliced from 7 exons. Bases 92 to 1012 code for a protein of 306 amino acids.